CAUGAUACAUCACUACCUAAACAUGGCGGGUGGUUUCUCCGCGAGCGUUGCUGGGGUUCUUCCUGGCCCGUUGUACGGUUCUAAACUAAGCGACGAAGCGACUAUCUUUUUCAUUUCUCUCGUCGAGCACUUGCCAGCGUUGUGGGACACAACCGUGAGCGAAUAUGCGAACAGUCUCCUAAAAUGUACGCUGUGGCAGCAAGUUGCGGACAAGAUGGAAGACCGGUUUCCAGAAUGUGGACCGUACGUCCCCGAUGCACUCAGGCUGUUCUUCACUAACAAGAGGAGAACAUACCGUACAGAGAAGAAAAAACUGGGGGCACCAAAAAACGGCCAGGCUUCCGGCGAGUGCUACAGAGGCAGAUGGAAGUUUUUCCAUUGCCUGACUUUCCUGGAUGCUGCCAAGCCAGUAGGAGCAAGGACCUACAGCGAGGCAUUCGAGGCAGCAGAGCCAGAGGCGGUGGAGUCGGAGGCGUCACCCGAGCAAAAUGCCGAGCAAGAGGUUGACCAGGAUGCCGAACAAGAUGCUGGCAUCGAGGAAUCCCCACAGCCGUCCCCUGCGGCCGUAAGUACGGCCACCAGUAGUAUCGGGCCAAGAAAAGUUGGGAGCUCACAGCCCUCGGCGGACGAUUGGGCUGCGAGAACAACUGCCCUCGAAAAAAUAGCAGAUGCCGUUCAGCGGCUGUCUGAGACAGACGAUGCUGCAACACAUUUUUCAAAAGUUGUUGCAGCACUCCUACGGCCAAUGAAACCAGUGAAACUGGUCAGGUGCCAAGCCGAGAUACUUAACGUGAUUGAAAAACACCUAAGCAAAUAAAAGUUCCAGUUCAACUGUUCACUUCCUGUU
This is a messenger RNA of Ixodes scapularis (black-legged tick), 847 nucleotides long. RefSeq lists its product as uncharacterized. Gene Ontology annotation, cellular component: transcription regulator complex; nucleus. Lineage: Eukaryota; Metazoa; Arthropoda; Arachnida; Ixodida; Ixodidae. The transcript is spliced from 3 exons. The record is from RefSeq and is a predicted model, not a curated record. Gene Ontology annotation, biological process: regulation of transcription by RNA polymerase II. Bases 2 to 817 code for a protein of 271 amino acids.